GUAAAUCCCGUCCUUGGGCGUCGCUCUCGGUCCGGUUUGGUCUCCUACUGCGCGAGUUCGCCCGCCGCCCGCGCGGAUCUUCGGCGAGCAGGGCCGCCGUCAUCCUGCUGUUUCCGCCGCAUCCUCACCGUGGAAAUAUGGCAGAGAGCCUGGAGACUCUGGAUGUACCAUUAGCCCAAAGUGAUAUGAAUGGAAGCGCCACUAUUCAGGAGGAAUCUUGUUCUAAUGAAAAUGAGUUGAAUGUAGAUGAUUAUGAUGCCAUAUGGGAUGAAAUAAAUAUUGGGCUUCAGGUCUUCAGAUAUGUUACUAAAUCUGUUAUGAAGGGAACUAUAAGUGCUGUAGAGCAAGAAGCAGCGCGGCAGAUUGUGUCCAAAGAUGCAGAGAUAGCGUUCUUGAAUGAAAAGCUGCGGCAAUUCAGAAAUAGUGGUUUGAGUUUAUGUGAGGGUCGAGAUAGAUUCCAUGAAGAAGUUUAUAGCCUUCGCCAACAACUUGACACCAUUUCUGAAUCACUCAUGAAUUCUGAGUGGGGACUUUCAGUAUCACACUAUAAUAACUUUGAUGGUGCGGAAGAUGUGAGUAAGCAUAGAGUGAAGGAAAAAUCCUCUAAAGAUGGAUUAACUAAGGAAGAUAGUUCUAAAGCCUCUAAUGAAGAUAUUUUUAUUGAUCCAAUAGUUCUGAAGCACAUGGAUAGGGAUGAUUUGAUAAUUCAUUUUAAUAAAAUGAUGAAUCAGAUGAAACGGCAGCAUGAUUCGGCUUUGCAAGAGAAGACAGAAGAGAUAUUCAGACUAAAGCGGGAGAACCUAAAAAAAGAAGGAACUACGCCCUGGCAUUUACGAAAUAACAAAGAAUUUGAGCUCAUGAGGAAGAAAAUCUGUGGAGUCAUUGCAAAAUUGGAUGAGGUCCUGAUGGAGAAUAAAAGAAUCAUUCGCAGCAAGACUGAUGUAUUUCCUGGUCAACAAGACAAGAUGAAGGUUGUAAAUUCUCAUAGCCAUCAGCUACAAUAUGCUCCAACUGACAAUGAAGAGGAUGAAACAUGUGCUACUCCAACUAAGAGUUCACAUUUCACAUUCACUGAGGCAGACUACAUAAAUCAAAUUAAGAGGCUAGAAUCUGAUAUUGAAGAUGCAAGCAUUGAAACCAUAAUUAGAGAAGAGAUGCAAAAGAUCUUAAUAACAGAGUUUAUUAGUGAAAUAAAAAUGGGAUUGCAUGGUUAUGAGAUGGAGUUUAAUAUGAAUCAAGAUAUCUGCUCAAUUAUUCAGAACGAGGCCAUGGCUGAAGCAAUUUCAAACUUUAAUUUGCUGUUAAGAAACAGUGAGGAAAAUAGGUCCGCUGAAACAUCAUCUCUGCAAAUUCAAGCGAUUGACAAAUUGAUACUCACAGUGGACUCCUUGGAUUUAGUGAUGAGGGAGGAGGAAUAUUUGUCACAGAUUGGAUUUGAAUCAAUGAAGGGUCAUAUGGAUUUACUAUUCCAUGAACUUGGUUCACUAAGAGGCAAAAUUGAAAAGCAAGAUUCCUACAUUUAUGAAAAGAGUAUGGAGUUUGAUGUCAUUGUUAACAGGUUGGAGCAAGCUCUGCAGCAUGUUCAUCAUGAUGAGAUUGCUCUGAAUGAGUUAAAUGAUAGAUUUAGGAUUGUGUCAGACUCUCAGAAGGAGUUAGAGCAACAAAAUAAAGUUUUGCAUGCCAUCAUUAAAGAAAAGGAGAAGACAUUUUCAUCAUUCAUUCCUAAAGAAUUGGAGUUUACAGAAUGCAUGAGAAGUGUUGUUGAAUCUAUGAGAUGUUUUGAAAAGUUCAUUACAGACCAGCAAACUACCAUUGCAAACAAAGUUCAGCACAAUGAAUCAAGGUUCAGUCUAUUGAAAGAGCAAUGUAAACUCAUUGCGAAAGAAGGCAAUACUUUUAAAAAGAAGGCCUUGAGAUACAAGGAAAUAUCUGAGACAAGAGGUUUCAAUCUUCAGAGAGCUGAGCUCGAGGUAGAUUUACUUGGUGACGAGGUUGAGGCAUUAACAGAUCUGCUUGCAAAAAUUUAUAUUGCACUUGACCACUAUUCUCCAGUCUUGCAGUACUACACUGGUGUGAUGGAGAUCUUAAAUAUGAUCAAGAAGCAUUUGAACAUGUCAAAGUAAAAUGCUUCAUAUUUAUAUCUGCGACUAUAGUGUUAGCAAAAGGCUUGACAGCUUGACGACAUGACUCUGCAUUUCUAGUGGUUUGAUACGGCUUUUGUAGAUGAUGCCCUUCUUUUGUUGCCGAAUCAAGGGUUAGGUGAUUCAAAAGUAGCUUGUUACCCAUUCUGGUAGUAGUUUUUGGUAGCCUUUCUGUACUUUGUAAAUGAGCCUUCAUUAGUUAGCGCUUGCAUACGGCUAUGGCCCUAUGGGUUGUGAUCUGCUGGUCUGCAAAACACAAAAUCUGAAAUAGUGUUCCACUUGAUGGACUAAGAAGUAUGUUAAUGGAGUCCGUGAAACCAAUCUAUCAUGUGGCUUGGCUUCCACAAUGAUAGAAGAUGUAUGGAUUUAUGUAUGAGAUUGACCAAGUGGUGUAUCUAUUGUAUGUCUUUUUGAGCAA
Messenger RNA from Oryza brachyantha (malo sina), 2559 nucleotides. RefSeq names its product WPP domain-associated protein-like. Lineage: Eukaryota; Viridiplantae; Streptophyta; Magnoliopsida; Poales; Poaceae. The record is from RefSeq and is a predicted model, not a curated record. The coding region runs from base 138 to 2123 and encodes 661 amino acids. The transcript is spliced from 5 exons.